Molecule: messenger RNA, 587 nt
Organism: Acanthochromis polyacanthus (spiny chromis)
Lineage: Eukaryota; Metazoa; Chordata; Actinopteri; Pomacentridae
Exons: 2
Coding region: 1-492 (163 amino acids)
Biological process (GO): cardiac muscle contraction; skeletal muscle contraction; detection of muscle stretch
Cellular component (GO): Z disc
Molecular function (GO): protein-macromolecule adaptor activity; structural constituent of muscle; titin Z domain binding
Source: RefSeq, a predicted model, not a curated record
AUGAACUGCCUGAGCAGAGGAGGCUGCUAUCUGGUGAACUCCUUCUGUGAUCUUCAGGAGGACAACCAGUGGAAGAGAGAGAGCUACGAAGCCUGCUGGCUGGGCCUGGUUCUCGAAACAAGACCUCAGUACAGGCUGACCCUCUCAGAGACAGACAGCAGUCGGAGAGAGAGUUACAAGCAGCAACAGGUAGCCCACUUCAUGGUGGAGAGGAGCCCCAGUCAGAUGUUGAGGCUGGGCGGCACCAGUGGAGCCAUGACCGAGCACCAACUACCCCUCUUCCGCACCAGAAAGGACCUGCAGCAUGCCCCAGCCACCUUUGAGCGCACAGUGCAGCCAAUCCUACCAGGAAAGGAGAAUAAAGGAGCAGAUGAAGAGAAAAUGAGCUCAGAAACUCCGAACCUCAACAAGCCAGUCAGAGUGGACUACAGAGCCUCGAGUCUGAUGUCGUCUCCAAGGGAGAUCUCUCAUCGCAUACAGAGGAGGGAGUGAAGCAGAGAGGUGGAGGGAAAUUUAAACUGCAGUUCAGAAAACAUAACAUAGCCUCAGAGGCACAAUGGUUUCAGAAAUAGUGAAAAAAAAUCCUA